Cataglyphis hispanica is the source of this 1784-nucleotide messenger RNA. It is a transcript of the gene Bap55, whose product is annotated as actin-like protein 6B. Gene Ontology annotation, cellular component: SWI/SNF complex; NuA4 histone acetyltransferase complex. NCBI's taxonomy places the organism in Eukaryota, Metazoa, Arthropoda, Insecta, Hymenoptera, Formicidae. The record is from RefSeq and is a predicted model, not a curated record. Gene Ontology annotation, biological process: regulation of transcription by RNA polymerase II; nervous system development. The transcript has 6 exons. The coding region runs from base 343 to 1665 and encodes 440 amino acids. Gene Ontology annotation, molecular function: chromatin binding.
UGCGAAGAUCCUCCGCUAAGAAAUACUGAAAACAGAACGAAACUGCGGAACGCUCGUGAUUGGUUCCGCUCUCGUUCCGCGUUAUGCUAUUCCGCUGCAUGGGUUCGCACCCUCAGGCUUCUCUCUGCUGACAGUAAAUUUUGAAACAUAGCCAAUGGAGUGUAGCUAUACCGCCAUUAUGAUUUCUUGCAGGCGGCAUUGAAAGCGUCUUAGCCAAAUAGAGGUUAUGGUUGAUACGUAAAAGUCAAGAAUAAAUAUUCAUGUAGCCGUUAAAUAGACAUAUACUCACUUUCCUUGAGUUAUUUUUGUAAGGAAAUCACGGGAAAUCCUACAAUCUUCAAGAUGUCUGGAGGUAUGCUUUAUGGUGGAGAUGAAAUAGGAGCAUUAGUCUUCGAUUUGGGCCAUCAUUCCUUAAGAGUAGGUUAUGCUCAGGAAGAUACCCCAAAGGCAGAAAUCCCAGCUGUUGUUGGUAUUGGAGAAGAUGCCAAUGGUACAGUCACUAAGAACGAACCUAUGGAUAUCGAUGAUAAGAAGCCUGAUAGUAAUAUCACGCAAAGCGGGACCAAAUAUUACAUUGAUACCACAAUUCUUCAUGUUCCACGAAAAAAUAUGGAGAUUGCUAGUUAUAUGAAAGAUGGUAUGAUUGAAGAUUGGGAUCAUUUUGAAAAGGUUUUAGAUUAUACAUAUUCCAAAAUAAUCCAAUCUGAUGCUGAAUAUCAUCCUGUAUUGUUUUCUGAAUCACCGUGGAAUAUGCGCAGCAAGAGGGAGAAGCUAACCGAAUUAAUGUUUGAAAAAUAUAAUGUACCAGCUUAUUUUCUUGUGAAAAAUGCAGUUUUAGCUGCAUUUGCAAAUGGUAGAGCAACUGGUAUUGUUGUUGAUAGUGGUGCUACACAUACUUCUGCAGUACCUGUGCAAGAUGGAUUUGUAUUGACACAAGCUAUUGUUAAAUCUCCCCUUGGAGGAGAUUACAUAAGUAUGCAAUGCAGACAGUACUUACAGGACAAUGAUAUUGAUUUAUCUCCUCCUUAUAUGGUGGGUAGCAAAGAGGUAGUCAAGGACCAUGAUAAACCACGAUGGGUUAAAAAGAAAGGUUUACCUGAAGUCACUAAGUCUUGGCAUAAUUAUAUGGUGAAGAAGAUAAUUCAAGAUUUCCAAGCCACAGUUCUCCAAGUAUCAGAAACGCCAUAUGAUGAGAAAAUUGUUUCUACAAUUCCUGCAGUACAAUAUGAAUUUCCUACUGGAUAUCAUCAGGACUUUGGAAGUGAAAGAUUUCGAAUACCAGAAGCGUUAUUUGAUCCUAGUAUGGUACAAAUGCGUGGAGGUAUGGUUGGUAAUACUAUGUUGGGAGUGGGACACAUCGUCACGACGAGUGUUGGCAUGUGCGACGUUGAUGUACGACCGGCGCUUUAUGGGAGUGUUGUGGUAACUGGUGGCAAUUCGUUUAUUCAGGGUUUUCCGGAGCGCUUGAAUAGAGACUUGUCCAUGAGAAUACCUUCUAGCAUGCGUCUCAAAUUGAUUAGCGCGAAUGGAUGCGCGGAAAGAAGAUUCGGAGCUUGGAUAGGAGGUUCAAUUUUAGCGUCGAUCGGUACUUUCCAACAAAUGUGGAUCUCCAAUCAGGAAUAUGAAGAGAGUGGAAAAAGUCAAGUAGAAAGAAAAUGCCCUUAAACCGUGAUACUUUGUUGUACAUUUUCAUCGAGUCAUAUUAGAGUGUCAGGUUUGUACAGACAAAGCAUAGCAAAGAGAGUGAAUACAAUUUUCGGGACAUAUAAACCUACAUUUUAUGA